This is a messenger RNA of Anastrepha obliqua, 1203 nucleotides long. RefSeq lists its product as uncharacterized. Lineage: Eukaryota; Metazoa; Arthropoda; Insecta; Diptera; Tephritidae. The coding region runs from base 1 to 1203 and encodes 400 amino acids. Gene Ontology annotation, molecular function: zinc ion binding; nucleic acid binding. The record is from RefSeq and is a predicted model, not a curated record. The transcript has a single exon.
AUGAUGAAUCCCAGUGUGGCACCAUUUCUAUGCGACGUGAUGGACAAGUCGAUAAUCCGAACAGAGUGGGAAAAAUGGCUUCGAUCGCUUACGCUGUACUUAGAAACAGAAGAUAUUACCACUGCGUCUAAGAAAAGAAGUAAAUUGCUACACCUUGGCGGCACUCAACUACAAGAAGUCGUGUAUAACAUCCCGGACGCACUGGUAGAAGCAAAAGAAGGUGUAGAUCCGUAUGAGGUGCUCGUGGGUAAAUUGACGCAACAUUUCUCUCCAAAGAGGAACUCGACUUUCGAACGACAUCUAUUUAGGUCCCUGAAACCAGUGGAAGGGGAGACCCUAAAUAAAUUCAUUUUGAAACUAAGAGGUCAAGCUGCUAAAUGUCAAUUCGGCAAGACCGAGAAAGAAGUUAUAGAAACCAAUAUAAAAGAUAAACUUAUCGAUGCGUGGGCACCAAUAGAUUUAAAAAAACGACUCCUUGAAAAAGAACAUGAUUUAACGCAGGUUAUUGAAAUGUGUCAGAUACACGAAUCAAUAAAAAGCCAAACGACAACAAUGGGGUCUGACGUAGUACCACUGAACGUAAACAAAAUCGCUAACAAAACUAAUUUCGAUACUGCUGAAUGCGAUAGAUGCGGGCGUAAAGGGCAUACGCGUAAUAACUUUAACUGCCCGGCUAAGAAUGCUAAAUGCAAUAAAUGUAUGCUACAGGGUCAUUUUGCAGUGAAGUGUAAAACAAAAAGGGUCAAACGCGAACACGGAAGUAGUGGUUAUGAUAACUUGAAACGGCGGCGCAUGACAACAUCUAGAGUGCGUUGCAUAAAUAAUGAGAGUGAGAUGAUGCCUGAAGAUAUGCGGGAGUUUGACUGUUUCAAAAUUGAUAGUGAUACGGGCGAUGAGAUGAUAAGAUGCUCUGUUGGUGGUCAAACGAUUGACAUGGUAAUUGAUUCUGGAUCUCGAUUUAAUUUAAUAAGUGAAGGAGAUUGGUCGAAAUUACGAAACGGACAGGCCGUAGUGUGGAACAUCUGGUCCCACUCUCCCAAUCAAUUCAAAGUGUAUGCCGCGGAUAAGCUUUUGAAAGUGUUGCAGGUAUUUGAUGCGCCAAUCGCUGCAGCGCAUGCAGAAAUGAUUGCUACCUUUUAUGUUAUUGAAAAGGGAAGUCAAUCACUAUUAGGGCGUGACUCAGCAGCAGUGCUGCCAGUUUAG